This is a messenger RNA of Melitaea cinxia (Glanville fritillary), 1788 nucleotides long. RefSeq names its product synaptic vesicle glycoprotein 2A-like. Bases 1 to 1644 code for a protein of 547 amino acids. Lineage: Eukaryota; Metazoa; Arthropoda; Insecta; Lepidoptera; Nymphalidae. The transcript is spliced from 11 exons. Gene Ontology annotation, molecular function: transmembrane transporter activity. The record is from RefSeq and is a predicted model, not a curated record. Gene Ontology annotation, biological process: transmembrane transport.
AUGUCGUACGAAAUCGAGAACAGUUCGUCGGAACGAAGCCUGGAGCGUUUGAGCGAGGUUAGGACUUUCAUCGAAGCGAGCAAGCGGAGUGUUGACAAGGUCGAUGAGAUGCAAGCUGAGGCUGAGAGGAACCUGGAGAAAUUGAACGAGGUCGUAUUCGAAGACGCCUUUGAGAUAACUGGUCACGGCAAGUUUAAUUAUCUGGUGCUCCUGACUUGUGGAUUGAUCAUGUUGAACGUCUCGAUGGAGUCCGUGGGCAUGAGCUACGUGAUCACCGCCGCGGAGUGUGACCUGGGGCUGACCAGCGAACAUAAAGGACUCGUAAAUGCUGCUGCUUUUAUAGGUAUAAUUAGUACGUCGUUCCUAUGGGGUUACCUCGGAGACAGAUACGGUCGCAGAGCGGUGAUGUUGCCAGCUAUGGUGUUGUCGGCUGUAUUCUCCAUCGCGUCAUCUUUCUCCACUAAUGUAUGGAUGCUUUUGAUAUUGAGAUUCUUCACUGGCUGUCUAGUAUCAGCGUCAAGUGCUACAGUGUACGCGUAUCUCGGUGAGAUGCACACGAGUUCCCGCCGAGCAGCCGCCAUCGCGUGGUCAUCUGCGUUCAUCUCCUUCUCCUUCAUGAUCUUACCAGGUUUGGCCUGGCUGAUAAUACCGGGGAAGUGGUCGUUCCUGAUGGGUGGGUUCAAGAUGGUGCCCUGGCGAAUUUUUAUCUGGUCGUGGUGUGCGCCAGGGCUGGUGGCGGCACUGGCAUUAUUGUGGCUACCUGAGAGUCCUAGGUUCAUCCUAGCCACGUCCGGACCAGACAAAGCCUUACCAGUUCUGGCAAGAAUGUACGCGUGUAAUAAGAAUAGCAGAGAAUCAAAUUUUCCGGUCGAGAAGAUAGUAACAGGCACGUUAGAUACGACGAAGUCUGGUGGGUUCGUGGGCGCCAUCAAGAACUUCUCUCUCCUCUUCCGGCCUCCCCUCCUGCGAUGUGUGUUCAUCUCACACACAUUAAUGUUCGCUGUGUUUAUGCUAUCGAGCGGACUGUAUGUGUGGGUACCGGACAUCCUGAACAGUAUGCUCCGCAGCACAAGUGAAGAGAGCAUCACCAUCUGUCAAAUUAUACACGAGAAGUUCCAGGCCGCUAAGAAUUCAACUUUAAAUGCAUCCAAACAAACAUGCCAAUCGGAGGUGGCAGUACAAGUGUUUCCGAUAUCGAUGGGCAUGGGCGCAGUAUUCGCGGUCACUUACUUGGCGAUUGGCGUUUUCAUUGGCAGGGUUGGCAGAAAAACUCUCUACUCUACUAUAAUGGUGGUUUGCGGUCUCGCAACGGUGGGAGCAGCAUUUGUCCCUCAAGGGGGGGCAGCUACUGCUCUGCUCAUCAUUUCUCUGUGCUCCGGGUGCGCUGCCUCCAUACUGCCUGCGAUUGCCGUUGAUGUCUUCCCUACUUGUUUGAGAGCAAUGGCCAUGUGCGUUAUGUACAUGGUUGGCCGAACGGGAGCCGCAGUUGGUUCCAACUUGUUGGGCGCAACAUUGGACAUGCAUUGCCAACUCGCCUUUUCAGUUUUCGGAAUUUUUUCGGCCGGUUCUACACUUCUAAUAGUUUUUUGGCCGAAACCGGAAAAAAUAAGAGAAGAAAUGGAAGAAAGAGGCUUGUCGUACUGAUCAAAAUUAACUAAUAGUAUCUCAGAACUACCUAUACACGUUAGAUUCCUAAAACUUAUCUCUAAUGAGACUGAUUAAUAUUACAUAAAAGUAAUUGUGAAUUUAUAUUUUGUUAAAUCCUAGUGAAAUAAAAAAUAAUGAUUA